Messenger RNA from Canariomyces notabilis, 1646 nucleotides. RefSeq lists its product as uncharacterized. Gene Ontology annotation, biological process: cellular response to starvation; negative regulation of autophagy. Gene Ontology annotation, molecular function: GTPase activity; GTP binding. The record is from RefSeq and is a predicted model, not a curated record. Lineage: Eukaryota; Fungi; Ascomycota; Sordariomycetes; Sordariales; Chaetomiaceae. The transcript is spliced from 2 exons. The coding region runs from base 153 to 1385 and encodes 410 amino acids. Gene Ontology annotation, cellular component: fungal-type vacuole membrane; Gtr1-Gtr2 GTPase complex; nucleus.
ACUAGGCAUUCCAGGUGAGUCCGUCGCUCUCCACACAGUUUCCCUCACCUGCAGUGCGAACAAGAACAGUGCGACAUCCGCCCUUUGUCUGGCGCAUGUAUUGUUUCUCUGGCUCAGACAGAUAAGAGCCACUGAUGAGUUGACGGCUCAUCAUGUCCGAUCUCGAGACGACGAGCGCGCCGUCAGCGGCCCCUUCGGCUGGCGAAUCGGGGCCGCCCGCCGCUCAUACGCAGCUCAAAAAGGUCAAGAAGCAGAAGGUGCUGCUGAUGGGCAAGAGCGGAUCGGGCAAGUCAAGCAUGCGCAGCAUAAUAUUCAGCAACUACCUAGCCCGAGACACCCGGAGGCUGGGCGCCACCAUCGACAUUGAUCUGUCCCACGUUAAGUUCCUGGGCAAUCUCACCCUGAAUCUCUGGGACUGUGGCGGCCAGGAAGCUUUCAUGGAGAACUACCUCUCCCAGCAACGCGCCCACGUCUUCAGCAACGUGGGCGUGCUCAUCUACGUCUUCGACAUUGAGAGCCGUGAUGUAGAGCGUGAUCUGGCCACCUACGUGAACAUCAUCAGCGCCCUGGUCCAGUACUCCCGCGAAGCCAAGGUCUUUGUCCUGAUCCACAAGAUGGAUCUCGUCCAGCCCAUUACACGCGAGGACGUCUUUGACCAGCGAGCGGCCCUCGUCCGCCGCAAAACCGCCGAGGCGGUUGCCAUCAUGCACAAGGCGAAGCCGGAGCUCCAACAACAACAGAGGCUACCAACACACCCGCGAAUGACCUCUCCCACGUUGGAACCCGACAUUGACCUGCAACUCUUUGCCACCUCCAUAUGGGACCAAUCCCUCUACAAAGCCUGGGCGUCCAUCAUCCACGACCUGGUGCCCAACCUCGCCGUCAUCGAAACGCAGCUGGCCAGCCUGGGGGUGGCCAUCGACGCCGACGAGAUUUUGCUCUUCGAGCGGACCAGCUUCCUAGUAGUGUCCAAGUGGGCCAGCCGGGAGGGGGACCGCAACCCGUACGGGGACCGGUUCGAGCGCAUGAGCAACAUCCUCAAGAGCUGGAAGCACACGUGCUCCAAGUACACGGGCACGCCGCGCAACGCCGAGCAGUUCUCCGACUUUGAGUACAAGAUGGGCACCACCUUCAGCAUGUUUGCCACCAAGUUCACCACAAACACCUACAUCCUCGUCUGCAUGCCCCCCGGCGAGGCCAGGUUCAACAGCGCCAAGCUCAACGUCGCUGCCGCCCGCACAUGGUUCAAAUUUCUUGAUGGCCCCGCCGUGCCCGCUGCCGCCUCUAUUCCCGGUGCCGGCGGUGUGAUGAGCUCGCCUCACAUGAUUGCGGGCACGCCUAGCACAUACGCUGCCGACUGGCGGAUGGCGGCGCCCUCUGACUGAUACCUAAACGACGGGCAAUGUCUGUACCUGAUGUAUGUGUGAAACGGGUUGUGAUACCCAGAGCAAGGGCGUUUAUAGGCGUUCAAAAGGCUGGCGGAUACAGGUAGCAUGAGGGAACUUGUAUAUUUGGUUAGUGUUGGGACGGGUAGGCAUAGCGAUUAUUGAGUUGCGUUGGAAAUCUAUCCCAAAGCAUCCCUGUCACGGUGGGCAUCGUGGCUUGAACCAUGGCGAUUUCACUGUGCCAUUGUCAUUCAUCUCUCC